This is a messenger RNA of Oncorhynchus nerka (sockeye salmon), 4852 nucleotides long. RefSeq names its product EEIG family member 2-like. The coding region runs from base 254 to 1411 and encodes 385 amino acids. The record is from RefSeq and is a predicted model, not a curated record. The transcript has 11 exons. Lineage: Eukaryota; Metazoa; Chordata; Actinopteri; Salmoniformes; Salmonidae.
UUGAACAUGCACUAGAACGCCUCCUCUCAAAUGGUCGCUUGUCGCUUUAGUGUUUAACACUCACUGCGCCGUGUCGCUCUGCUACUCAUCAACCCUAGGUAUAGGUAUGGGGGCGAGAAGUAUUUGAACUCAACGUCAAACGCUAAAUGAACUCAGACAGCCAGUGACAAGUGGGAGAAGUGACCGUCAAGAAGCUCGACCUUUGGCUAGCUAUAGAUACUAUUAUAAUUAGGCACCAAGCUACUUUAGCAUAAUGUCGUUCAUUAUGAUGAAGAAAAAGAAAUUCAAAUUUAAGGUAGAUUUCGAGUUGGAGGAACUAUCUUCUGUUCCCUUUGUUAACGGGGUCCUGUUCUGCAAAGUACGACUGCUAGACCGUGGCUUUACAGAAGAGUCCUCUCGGGAGCAGGUCCAGGCUAACUGUGUGCGCUGGAGGAAGAGGUUCUCUUUCCUGUGUAAGAUGAGUGCCAACGCUGGGACAGGAGUACUGGACCCCUGUGUGUGUCGGGUGUCUGUGCGCAAGGAAAUGAAGGGUGGAAAGACCUUUGCCAAGCUGGGUUUUGCUGACCUGAACCUGUCAGAGUUUGCUGGCUCUGGCAGAACGACGCGCCGAUGCCUACUAGAGGGUUACGACACCAAGAACUCCAGACAGGACAACUCUAUACUCAAGGUUGUCAUUAGUACACUGCUCAUGUCUGGGGACCCCUGCUUUAAAACGCCACCGUCCACGGCCAUGAAACUGGGCCUUCAGCAGGCUGAGGCAGAGUGUCUCCACGAAGACAGGAAGGGAGGGGACACACACACACAAACACCCUGCCUCGCCGUCCCAGAGCCCCCAGGGAAGUGUGCAUCUGUUCCUGAUGAACUGGGAGCAUGUGGCCAUUCUAGAACGUCCAGCUACGCCAGCCAACAGUCCAAAGUCUCAGGCUACAGCACAGGUCACUCGCGCUCUUCCAGCCUAUCAGAGCUCACGCACAAGAGGAACCCCUCAGUAGGCUCCGCCUCGACGGGCAUUGCAAGCAUUCCUGAACCCAGAGAGGACCGGGGGACUGAGAGGGGGGAGAAGGAGGCCCACUCUACACCCCCGGUCUCUGUCACCUGUGCCUACUUCCCCGUGCCUGAAUAUCCCCCCACCCCUGCAAAGAGCUCUGCCUCUGAGAGACUGAGCAGGCAUCUGAUGAAGCAGAACUCAGUGGAGUCUCAGCUGAAGAGAGUGGAUGCUACCCGGGUGGAUGCGGACGACGUUGUGGAUAAGAUCCUCCAGAGCCAGGACUUCAGCCACGGCCUACUGGACUCCAGCACUGAGGAGGAGGGGCUCAAGCUGUUUGUUGGUCCUGGUGGAAGCACGGCGCUGGGCAGCCAACACACCAGGGUUGGGGCUGGGCCCUACGAGCAGGUGGUGAUCAAACGCUAGCCCCCAGGGGGAGCGGACAUGCGAGACUGCUUCCCCUAGUGUUAAAGGAAGAAGGUGACCUGAGGUUCAUGUCAGCUUGUUUUUGAGAAGAAAGAGGAGGAUAUACAGUGCAUUCGGCAAGUGUUCAGACCCUUUCCUUUUCGCACAUGUUAUGGCCUUAUUCUAAUGUAUUAAAUUACAUGUUUUCCUCAUCAAUCUACAAACAAUACCCCAUAAUGACAAAGUGAAAACAGGUUUUUAAAAAACAGAAAUACCUUACCUACUGAAUAGCUUAAAUAUUCAUACCCUGGCCUCCCGAGUGGUCCAGUGGUCUAAGGCGCUGUGCCACUAGAGAUUCUGGGUUCGAGUCCAGGCUCUGUCGCAGCCGCCCGUGACCGGGAGACCCACGGGGCGGCGCACACUUGGCCCAGCGUCGUCCGGGUUAGGGGAGAGUUCGCCGGGCAGGGAUGUCUUUGUCCCAUCACGCACUCUGACAGAUUGGUGUGGCUGGCUUCCGGUUUAAGUGGGCAUUGUGUCAAGAAGCAGUGCGGCUUGGUUGGAUUGUGUUUCGGAGGGCGCACAGUUCUCGAACUUCGCCUCUCCCGAGUCCAUACGGGAGUUGCAGCGAUGAGACAUGACUGUAACUACCAAUUGGAUACCAAGAAAUUGGGGAGAAAAAAGUAAUGCCCUUUGCUAUGAGACUCGAACUUAAGCUCAGGUGCAUCCUGUUUCCAUUGAUCAUCCUUGAGAUAUUUAUAGAACUUGGUUGGUCCACCUGUGGUAAAUUCAAUUGGACAUGAUUUGGAAAGGCACACACCUGUCUAUAUAAGGUCCCACAGUUGACUGUGCAUGUCAGAUCAAAAAACCAAGCCAUGAGGUCGAAAGGAUUGUCUGUAAAGCUCAGAGACAGGAUUGUGUUGAGGCACAGAUCUGGGGAAGGGAACCAGAAGAUGUCUGCAGCAUUGAAGGUCCCCAAGAACACAGUGGCCUCCAUCAUUCUUCAAUGGAAGAAGUUUGGAACCGCCAAGACUCUUCCUAGAGCUGUCCUCCCGGCCAACUGAGCAAUUGGGGAGAAGGGCCAGACUCCCCCUUUGUGGUGAAGUGGCCAGACGGAAGAAUGCUUCUCAGUAAAAGGCACAUGACAGCUCGCUUGGAGUUGGCCAAAAUGCACCUAAAGGACUCUCAGUCAAUGAGAAACAAGAUUCUCUGGUCUGAUGAAAUCAAGAUGAAACUCUUUGGCCUUAAUGCCAAGCAUCCCGUCUCGAGGAAACCUGGCACCAUCCCUACGGUGAAGCAUGGUGGUGGUGGUGGCAGCAUCAUGCUGUGGGGAUGUUUUUUAGUGGCAGGGACUGGGAGACUAGUCAGGAUCGAGGGAAAGAUAAACUGAGAAAAGUACAGAGAUCCUUCAUGAAAACCUGCUCCAGAGCGCUCAGGACCUCAGACUGGGGUGAAGGUUCACCUUCCAACAGGACAACAACCCUAAGCACACAGCCAAGACAACCCAGGAGUGGCUUCGGGACAAGUCUCUGAAUGUCCUUGAGUGGCCCAGCCAGAGCCCGGACUUGAACCCAAUCGAACAUCUCUGGAGAGUCCUGAAAAUAGCUGUGCAGCGACUCUCCCAAUCCAACCUGAUAUCGCUUGAGAAGAAUGGGGGAAACACAACACAUACAGGUGUGCCAAGUUUGUAGUGUCAUACCCAAGAAGAUACAAGGCUGUAAUCGCUGCGAAAGGUCCUUCAACAAAGGGUCUGAAUACUUAUGUAAAUAUAUUUGUCAUUAUGGGAUAUUGUGUGUAGAUUGAUGAGGGGAAAAAAACGAUUUAAUCAAUUUUAGAGUAAGGCUGUAAUGUAACAAAGUCUAAAACGUCAAGGGGCCUUAAUCAUUUCCGAAUGCACUGUAUGGACUAGAGUGGAGCAGUAUAAUGUUCUCUCUACCCAGAGGGGGUAGUGUUUCAAUCCUGCAGGCCUUAUGUAACAUUUUUAGAUAGGUAGGAGAAUACUGUGCUCUUACAACAAAAAGGGCUUGUGAUUUUUUUAAUGGAAGUCAAAUGGUUCUAGGUUAUUACUCUGGGAGGUAUGUUGUAAUUUACAGUUGUAUGUUGCUGCUUGACAUGUUCACUGUGUAAAAUGUGCAGGGGGUGUAGUGGAGGACGCAAGUAAACAAAGUUGACCCAGCAAUUUUUUUGGGGUGCAACAGUUUACCUACCUUUUGCGGAAAAAUGCAUUGAAAGUAUAGGGAGGGAUCAGUCUAUCAACAAAUAAAAAAUAAUAAUAAAUGUGUAGUGUUCCACACGUGCGCACACAGGUGUUUUAACUGACAAAAUGUGAUCAUUUCCCACAAUGACCUUAAAACGGACUAAAGAACUAUACACACACAGGUUGUGUGAUGUCAUCGACCUACAGGUGCCUGAUUCUGUCGUGUGAACAAAGAGGAACUGACAGUAUGUUUAGCUAUACAUGAAGAGUCGAGCCGGGAAUUAAGAUUCUAUAAGCAGUGGAAUUACAUAUGGUGCCAGAUGGUGAGAGAGGGAGGAGGAGUGUUAACAUCAGAUGGAGUUGACAAUGUCCUUGUAACUGGAUUAGGUCCUAGACAGACCUGUAGGUUGGUGUUUAGGUGUUGAAUCCUCAGCAAAACGGUUAUAUAGGAGCUUCACUAUGAUCCCAAUAUUGACAACAGUUCACUUGCUUUGACUUACAAAAUUGUAUUUGGAAGUAUUUGGAGAGGCCUUCCUUGUGCAGACAUCAAAUCAGAUGUUUAUUUUUUUCAGAAAGCUUCUUUUGAUUCUGUAGUAGUAAGUAGGAGGGAAAACUGAUUUAGGGACAGUGAACCUUUUGUUGAUAUUUUGCUCGUGGAAAGUGGGGCCCGGUUAGGUUCAUUCGAGGAAAGAUGGAGUCAGUCAAGUACAGUGAUCCAACCAGGAUGCUAGAGUUCUGACAAGCAUCUGCAAGGCCAAAUGUGACCUUUUGUUUAGUGCCUUGUUGAAAUAUUGUUUGUGGAGUUUAUGUCCAUGAUGCAGUAAGUGUUGCCUCAUUCAACCUCACAUUCAAUUAGCAGACCAGUUGUUGUAUUUGUGUAUGUUGACACUGUCUGCAUUUAUCGGUAUGAAUACAGAUUAGAGAAGAGAAGAGAAAAAAUAUUCUGAUUUUCAUAAUGUAAAAUUUUUAAUGACUUUUUCUUAUUUGUCUAUUUUACCACAAGGACACCUUUUUAUAGCAUGUAUUUAUGAUGUUGGUGUACUACUUUGUUAGUUGCUUUUCUGGUUAUUUCUGUAGAUUGCUGUUGCAAGUGCUGGUUCCACAUUGUUUAAUUUUCUAAAUGUUGGAAGAUGGUUAUUUCAAUACUGUAUCCCAAUUCACAAACACAUGCUGUUGUACUGUAAAGUACUCUGUAAAAGAAUAACAAAUCAUUUCCUUGCACGUAUCCGGUGUAUGUGACAAUAAAACAUCGUAAUCAAACAAUUCCA